Messenger RNA from Vigna angularis (adzuki bean), 2239 nucleotides. RefSeq lists its product as uncharacterized. The transcript has a single exon. The record is from RefSeq and is a predicted model, not a curated record. The coding region runs from base 50 to 2146 and encodes 698 amino acids. NCBI's taxonomy places the organism in Eukaryota, Viridiplantae, Streptophyta, Magnoliopsida, Fabales, Fabaceae.
AAGGUGGGCCACUGAUAUUCUCUUCAAAGUUUAUACACAACACUCUGCCAUGUUAGUGCAGCUCAAACACACUCUCAUGAUGAAGACAACCCCCUCACCUUUUACGUUUGUAGUAGUGCUACUGUUAACGCUGAGCUGUGCGGCGGAGGAGGAAGCUUCCACCACCAUCAUCUUCACCACCCUCGGCAGAUCCUUCUACGCCUUCGACAUCUACUCUCUUCCACUUCACCAACAAUCUCUAAACCCUAGCCAAGAACUUCAGCUCACCGAUGGCCGCUCCGUUAAUUUCAACGGCCAUUUCAUUUCCAAUGCUUCCGCUAUCCAACUCCCUGCACACUCUUCUCCUCUCCAACUCGUAUACAUAACGGAGAGAAACGGCUCCCCGUCUAUAUUCUACGACGCCCUUUAUACUUCCACCACCACUACCAGAUCCUCUCAUGAAUCUGUUGCCGCAGAAAGAAUUCAAAUCCCUCUGUUACCGAACAAGCCCACCGAUACAUAUCCAGUCUCCAUCAAAGACAAACCCAGUGUCACCCCCGAUGGGGAAUUUUUAAUAUACGUUUCCACACACGAGGACCCUGGUGUACCACGAGCCAGUUGGGCCGCGGUUUACUCCACCCACCUCCAAUCGGGCCUCACCAAGAGACUCACACCCUACGCUGUCGCUGAUUUCAGCCCAUCCCUCUCCCCUUCCGGUCUCUGGACCGCUGUCGCUUCCUACGGCCCAGAUGGUUGGGCCGGCGAAGUGGAGGAUCUUACCACAGACAUCUACAUCUUCCUCACUCGCGACGGAACUCACCGAGUCAAAAUCGUCGAGCAUGGAGGCUGGCCCUCCUGGGUCGACGAUCGGACUCUAUACUUCCACCGACGAGGUGACGACCAGUGGUGGAGCAUUUACAAAGCGAUUAUCCCCUCCAACGGUCCCGUUUCCGUUGACUCUGUUACCAUCGAGCGAGUCACUCCACCAGGUCUCCACGCCUUCACACCCGCCACCUCCCCAGACAACCACAAUUUCAUCGCCGUCGCAACGAGAAGACCGGGCUCAAGCUUUCGUCACAUCGAAUUAUUCAACCUGGUGAAUAACGAAUUCACGGAGCUGACUCGGUUGGUCUCACCUCGUUCUCACCACCUCAACCCCUUCAUCUCACCCGAUGCAUCCCGUGUAGGCUACCACAAGUGCAGAGGAGAACCCAACGCUGACAGCAGCCCCCAGUUUUUACUCGAAAACGUUCGGAGCCCCGUCCCCGGUCUAUCUCUAUUCCGGUUCGUCGGUUCUUUCCCGGUUUUCUCACCCUCCGGAGACCGCAUCGCGUAUGUUAACCUUCCAGGGAUUUACGUGGUGAACCGGGAUGGCUCGAACCUGCGUAAGGUUUCCAAUGCGUUGGCGUUUUCCACGGCUUGGGACCGGGUUCGACCCGGUGUGAUAUACACUGCGAUUGGGGAAACCUUUGCCUCUGAGAGCUCGCAGGUUGAUAUCGUGUCCAUUGACGUUGAUAACGAGAACAGUGUGAAGAGGUUGACCUUGGACGGAAAGAACAACGCGUUUCCGUCACCCUCGCCUGACGGGAAACGGAUCGUGUUUCGGUCGGGUAGGUCGGGUCAUAAGAAUCUUUACAUAAUGGACGCUGUUGAUGGAGAGAGUAAGGGGCUUCAAAGAUUGACGGAGGGUCCGUGGACUGACACCAUGUGCAGCUGGUCACCGGAUGGGAAAUGGAUCGCUUUCGCGUCGGACCGGCAUGCGCCGGGAACCGGGAGUUUCGAGUUGUACCUGAUCCACCCGGAUGGAAGCGGGCUGCGGAAGGUGAUUGAGAGCGGGUCGGGCGGGAGGACGAACCACCCGUAUUUUAGCCCCGAUGGGAAGAGCAUAACGUUUACUUCGGACUAUGCGGGUAUAUCCGCGGAGCCAAUCUCGAACCCGCAUCACUACCAGCCCUAUGGUGAAAUAUUCAGGGUUAGAUUGGAUGGGUCGGGUAUAGAGAGACUGACCCAUAACUCGUACGAGGAUGGAACACCUGCUUGGUCACCCAAGUAUAUACGGCCAAUGAAUGUUGAGAUGGCAAAGGGUGGACCCUACUGCUCCUUCGAAGAUUGCCAUUGGCUCAACAUUAUGCCCAAUUCCUCCUCAGCUUUCGCUGCUGCUCUCUAGUGCACUUUCUAAUAUAACACUCUGUACCACACCACUUCUAGGUUUACUUUUCAUCAAACUUGGAAGCCAUUAAAUAAAUAACUCGUUACUUCA